AUGAAAGGAGAAACAUUUAUAGGAGUGAUGGACGUGGCUGAAGAAGACACAUGGACCCAUUUAGACGGAUCAAGCAUAGCAAACAAUGACUUUUGGUCAACAUUUUGGAUUGAUGCAGACUUAAGUCUUAACCAGCCGAACGGAGGACCAACUCAAAACUGUGCUGUGAUUAACAGAAGAAGCCAUUCUCUCCCAAAUAAAACUCAAGACAAGUCAUGCACUUAUCGUCGGAAAGAGAUGUUAUGUUAUAAAAAAGUAAAUUGUCUUAAAUGGAACUCCACCUCUGAUCAACUGUACAGAGAACAUUGUUACUGGUUUACCAACAAGCCUUCAUCAAUGACGUCAUGGACAAUUGUUGAUGCCAUGAACAAGUGUCGGGAUGACGGUGGCUACCUUGCACCGUUAAUAGAUGAUCAAAAUUAUCAGUUUAUUAAGGAUGACGUUUUGAGUACAGUAUUUUCAUUAAAAAGUACCCGAGCUUGGCUUGGCACCCAUUCCAUAAUGGGUUCCCCAACAAACUGGAAUAAUGACCCAGCGUUUGUGACAUUACUGUCAUGGAGCUCUUUUGCAGAGAAAUGUGUUGUCAUUGACUCAAAUCAAAUGCAGUCAUGGAUACCCUGCAACACAAACAGUAGUACCUUGGCAGGAGCAGUAUGCUUCAAGCAGGGACUAGGAGGAGACGUUCCACUUAUUAGUCCAGAACCUAUAACAUGCGAACCUGAGAUAUCAUCUAUAAAUGUCAAUUCAACAACAGUAGAAGAAUUAAAACGUAUCCUGUUUAUUGACCCUGAACAUACAAACGAUAAUGGUAAUUGCUUGAACUGGACCUCUACGACUGAUACAAAGUACAGACACCAUUGUUACUGGUUUACGAACAAGCCCUUUUCAAUGACAUCAUGGACAAUUGUCGAUGCGAUGAAUCAGUGUCGAUAUGACGGCGGCUAUCUGGCACCAAUAAUAGAUAGCUUAAAUUAUAAGUUUAUAAAAGAUGCCGUAUUAUCUGCAAUUGAAAAACACCCAAAUGGCGAUAUUCCUCUUAUAGGCGUCAAUUUCACAUCAGUAGAAGACAUUAAAAAUAUUCUUUCUGUUGACCCUAAGAAGACAAAUGCGUAUAAGUUGAAGAGGAUCAGCGUGUACGAAGAUAGACCAGUAGCAAAGGCUAUUGGUAGUGUAGGAGUGGCUGUACUAAUCUCGGUUAUCAUAUUCAUCAUAGUAUUAGAUUGUCAAAGAAUGCAACAAUGUAUUUCAAAAAAGAAAACCAAAAAGUCUAAAAAACGGAAACAUAAUAAAGUUGGAACUUCAGAUCAAAAUUGA
Mytilus californianus (California mussel) is the source of this 1314-nucleotide messenger RNA. RefSeq lists its product as uncharacterized. The transcript has 9 exons. The record is from RefSeq and is a predicted model, not a curated record. Lineage: Eukaryota; Metazoa; Mollusca; Bivalvia; Mytilida; Mytilidae. The coding region runs from base 1 to 1314 and encodes 437 amino acids.